GUGGUCACAAUUAUUAAUUAAAAAUGGAAGUGGGCUACCCUAACACUAGAGGUAUUAGUGUUCUAGAGCAACUUAAACUUUGCCUGUCUCACAAUAUCCAACUACAGGCACAGUUAGAAGCAUUCUUAAAGCAGCUGGAUCAGGCUUUAAAAAGAAAUGCAGACGAACAGGCCAAAGCUGAGAUAUUGAGUAAGAACCAGAUACGGUAUCCGAAGUGUAGCAUCAUGAGCUUCAUGAAACCAAGAGCAAAGACACCUUACUUUGUGGACAUGAACUUAAAAUGUCCUCCUCGUAAUAAAGAUGCUGAAGAAAUGAAAGACAAACUAUCAGAGGUAUUUAUCAAUCCAACCAUCUGGCUCAAGAAUGACGACAAGAAGUUGAUAGUCGGAGUGAGGCAGAAGAACCUUGAAAGACUCUCACGACCGAUACAACAAAGGAUGUUACUGAGUGAUGUAACUAUUGAUGAACUUAAAGAACUUCAAGCUCAAAUCACUGAAUUAAAGACUAAGAAUGCCCAUCAGUUGUUAGUCCAUUCAGAUGAUCUGGACUGGAACACAAUAGCAUACGAACAGUUCAACUCUGAACACUCGGCCUACGACUGCUACCUUCGUUAUAAGCACUUCCUUCAGGCGUCGGUCAACCACAAGGAAUGGAUGCCCAAUGAAGUAUGGAGGCUGAACGAACUAGCAAAGAAAUACGAUGGGUAUAACUGGGAAGCCAUUGCUACUGAACUCAACACUGGAAGAACUGCUGUCCAGUGUUUGAGGUGCUAUAAGACCAGCUCUCAUCUCCUUAGUAAAAAGUAUGUCACCUUUCACUAACUUGAGUUUACAGCGUAGCCUCUCUAUAUAAUGGAGACUUUGGGACAAGAA
Molecule: messenger RNA, 872 nt
Organism: Amphimedon queenslandica
Lineage: Eukaryota; Metazoa; Porifera; Demospongiae; Haplosclerida; Niphatidae
Product: myb-like protein L
Exons: 7
Coding region: 24-821 (265 amino acids)
Biological process (GO): snRNA transcription by RNA polymerase II; snRNA transcription by RNA polymerase III
Cellular component (GO): snRNA-activating protein complex
Molecular function (GO): RNA polymerase III type 3 promoter sequence-specific DNA binding; RNA polymerase II cis-regulatory region sequence-specific DNA binding
Source: RefSeq, a predicted model, not a curated record